Physeter macrocephalus (sperm whale) is the source of this 1160-nucleotide messenger RNA. RefSeq names its product fibrous sheath-interacting protein 2-like. The record is from RefSeq and is a predicted model, not a curated record. Lineage: Eukaryota; Metazoa; Chordata; Mammalia; Artiodactyla; Physeteridae. The transcript is spliced from 6 exons. Bases 472 to 1065 code for a protein of 197 amino acids.
GAACAGAGACAAACUAUACUCUCUGAUGCCCUGUCAGAAACAGAAGCCAAGGAGGUAAUAAAUGAGUUUGUAUUGUUUUAAGCCACUAAAUAUAGGGGUAACUUGUCACAUGGCGAUAGAUAACUAAUGCAAAUUGCUUUACAGUUCAUAAUCUCUGGAAUAACAAGAAGCUACCUCUGGGUAUGACUGUAGAUGACAAAAGCCUGAACUUUGAGCUGAUGCUAUAAUUGGAUGAAACUUUUGGGGUCUUGGGAGAGCACAAUAAAAAGAUGUAUGAAAGAACAUGGAGUCAAAGUAGAGAUUCCCAACAAAUCAAGUGGUGCAGCCUCGGCUCUCAAUGUAUUUACCCGGGCGACCACUGUCUUGGCUGCCCAGACUGGAUGUGCGCGUGGAGCGGGAAAAGUGUGCGUGAAGAGAAGAAACGAAGACUGCUUGCUGCGCCCCAGCCCCCGGCCCCCUGGGGGCUGACGGAUGGCCAUGGAUCUGUACCUCAGCAACUGCUAUAACAUUGCCCAAGCCGCCGCCGCUAAGGCGGCUGCCAGCAGCCUAACUGCCGACAGGGAGCAGUGCGACUCCAGCUCUCAAAAAACCCCCAUUCCAGAGGUGGGAGCCGCUCAUCUACUGAAUCUUCCUCUUGGGGUCAAGCUGCCUACAAAUUUAAGUGAAAAGCUUUAUCAACCUUCUUAUGACCUUAACCUGACUGAUCCUUAUUGUCAACUUUUGGAAACCAGCUAUAAAAGCCUGCACGAUCCACAUUUAAAAAUAUACUAUAGGCGAAAGGAUAUCCUGAGGAGAUUAAAGAAAGGCGGCUAUGUCACCAGCAAUAAUAAGAAAAUGAUUGAAAAACAAGUAAUAAAUAAGUUGUAUGAAACCAAGAGAGCCUGUGACAAUUAUGACAAUACACAGUUCCAAGAUUGGCUGUUACAGGAAAGUAUACAAACAACUCCAGACCAAGAGCUAUUAAUAAAGCAGAGAUAUUUAGAUAUGAUUAGUAGGGAAUUAAACAAGCUUGAGCACAUGGCAGAAAAGCAGAACAUACUCCAUAUAAAGGAAGAAGAAAGAUGACAUUGGGACCACAUUCGAAGAAAACUUAGUCUCCGCAGACAAAUUGAAGAGGUGAGAAACACCAAAUUUUAAAUGUUGAUGGGAAAAUUGUGCAU